Molecule: messenger RNA, 1041 nt
Organism: Benincasa hispida (wax gourd)
Lineage: Eukaryota; Viridiplantae; Streptophyta; Magnoliopsida; Cucurbitales; Cucurbitaceae
Product: small heat shock protein, chloroplastic-like
Source: RefSeq, a predicted model, not a curated record
CUCUUCAACCCCAAUUCAAAUCGCUCUCAGGCUCACUGAACUUCUUCUUCAAGCUUUCCGAAAAUCUCAAUCAAUGGCUUCUUCCAUAGCUCUUCGAAGGCUUGCCGCUUCCUCCGCCGCUAAGCUUUUCAAUCCUGUUCGCUCCGCCUCUGUUCUCCCCUCCUCUCUCGGUCGUUCAUUCAACACCAAUGCUCAUAUGACCAACUACGCUGACGACGACUGCUCCGUUGAUGUGGACCGCCGCUCCGACCGCUCUCUCUCUCGUUCUCGUGAUCGCUUCCCUGGUUUCGCAGGUAAUGUGUUCGAUCCGUUUUCUCCGACUAGGAGCCUAAGUCAGGUGCUGAAUCUGAUGGAUCAAUUCAUGGAGGAUCCAUUUCUGGCAGCUUCACGAGGAGUAGGAGCAGGAUCAAGGAGGGGCUGGGACGUGAGGGAGGAUGAAAAUGGUCUGUACCUACGAAUGGACAUGCCUGGACUGAGCAAAGAUGAUGUGAAGGUGAGUGUGGAGCAGAACACACUGAUCAUCAAAGGCGAGGCAGGGAAAGAAUCCGAAGACGAGGAGGAUCGUAGACGAUUCUCGAGCCGACUUGAUUUGCCUGCAAAUCUGUACGAACUGAAUUCGAUCAAAGCAGAGAUGAAAAAUGGAGUUCUGAAAGUGGCUGUGCCAAAGGUGAAGGAAGAAGAAAGGAAGGAUGUGAGGCAUGUUACUGUUGAGUAGUUGGGUCUCUCAAAUCUGAAAAAUGGUGAAUAGCUUUCCCUUUGUUCUUAUUCUUACACUUUUAGAAUGUAGAGCCUUCUUCUUUCUCUUUGCUUACUUUCAUGGAUGUGAUUGUUCUGCUUUGGCUUCUAGCGUUUCUGGUUCUUGAUAAGUUGAAUUAGAUGUGUAAGGAAUUUCAAAGCUGUUUUGAUAAUUUCAUGGAAGUUGGUUGGAGGUUUGAGAAAGUAUUUUGUGAUGAGAAACUUAAGGAGUUCCGCUAUUACUUCUAGUGGUUCACUCAUAAUGUGAUGUAUUAGCUGAUGAUUAGAUCUUAUUAGAGAAAAAAA